Messenger RNA from Pteronotus mesoamericanus, 3609 nucleotides. It is a transcript of the gene LDAH, whose product is annotated as lipid droplet associated hydrolase. The coding region runs from base 188 to 1201 and encodes 337 amino acids. Gene Ontology annotation, molecular function: lipase activity. The transcript has 8 exons. The record is from RefSeq and is a predicted model, not a curated record. Gene Ontology annotation, cellular component: lipid droplet. Lineage: Eukaryota; Metazoa; Chordata; Mammalia; Chiroptera; Mormoopidae. Gene Ontology annotation, biological process: lipid storage.
CCCGGGACUUCCGGCCCCGGGGCUGCCUUGCCAGGACUCGCAAGGUAGAGCCCGCUGCUUUCUAGACGAACAGGAAUUGCAGCUGAGAUAUUCUUCCACAAUCUUAGCCACCACCCGCGGGAGCGGGGCCGGCCCUUUUCCUGUCUCUCCUUCUUACCAGUCUUGAUGUAGCUUCUUCUAUAAAUCCAUGGUUAUGAAACUUCUGUUCAAAAUGGACUCAGAAACCAAGGAAGAAAUUCCAGUGAACGAGGAAUUCAUUUUAUGUGGGGGAGUUGAAACCCAGGUUCUAAAAUGUGGGCCCUGGACCAACCUCGUUAAUGAUCCCAGUGCCAAAAGGCCUAAGCUGCUUAUUUUCAUUAUUACCGGAAACCCAGGUAUUCCUGCCUUUUAUGUGCCGUUUGCAAAGGCUUUAUACUCUUUAAUAAACAAACGCUUUCCAGUUUGGGUCACCAGUUUUGCUGGGCAAGUUCUGGCCCCCAAAGACAAGAAGAUUCUUACAACCCUGGAUGAUCCAAAUGCUCAAGAAAUCCAGGACAUCUAUGGACUCCGUGGUCAAGUAGAACACAAGAUAGCUUUCCUGAGAACUCAUGUGCCAAAAGAAACCAAGCUGGUGCUCAUUGGCCAUUCAAUAGGCAGCUACAUUUGCCUUCAGAUUUUGAAGCAUGCCCCCGAGAUCCCAAUAAUUCGCUCCAUUCUGCUCUUUCCCACAAUUGAGCGAAUGUCCGAGACACCCAACGGCAGGAUCGCCACUCCAUUCUUGUGCUGGCUUCGAUAUGCCCUCUAUGCUGGCAGCUACUUCUUGCUUAAACCGUGCCCAGAGAAACUCAAGUCCUGGCUGAUCAGAGUGGUCCUUGAAAGGAUGAACUUUCAGAGUGAAGUCUCGCCCCUGAGUUCACUGGAGCCGUUCUGCAUGGCUAAUGCUGCCUAUCUUGGGAGCCAAGAAAUGAGGCAGGUGUUGAAGAGAGACAAUGAAACCAUAAAGGAGCACUUACCCAAGCUUACAUUUUACUAUGGAACUAUAGAUCCUUGGUGUCCAAAAGAGUACUAUGAAGACAUAAAGAAAGAUUUUCCAGAAGGAGAUAUUCGACUCUGUGAGAAAAAUAUCAGACACGCUUUUGUCCUCUACUCUAACCAGGAAAUGGCUGAGAUGGUAGCUGACUGGCUAAAGGAUGAUCUGGCCAAAAUAGAAGCAGAGGCAUAAGGAGACAAGGACUGACUGCUGGCGCAGAGAGGCAGGGGCCCUGACUCUUAGCAGGAAGUAGUAGACUUAGUAGGUAAAUGCUUUAUUUCAAUAUUUGAUAUUGGAAGUAAAAAAAAGUGAGAACCUCUUAGCUUAAAAAUUACCAGCUCCCAGUUUCCCAUGGUACAAGGCUGAAGCAAACAUAGUUAAUGAAACAUUCCUUAUGUUUAACCACACACUUUCCCAGACUCAGGAACAUAGGGAUCUAAACAGGUCUCUGAGGUUUGCAAGAGAUGCCCUGGGGCACCAUGCAGUUUAUGUUGGUAGGCAGGAUCCUUGCAGACAAAAGGAAGUCUGAACUUAGUUGAUUUUGACUUACAUUAUAGAAAACGGUCUCCUAGAGGAGAUGAGGAGAUACCUGCUAGAAAAUAUAAAAGAGAUCAGUGAAUGUUCCAUGUAUGGUCAGAUACUUGAAGAGUAUAAGCUCACCAGGAGGUUACCCUCACACUCCAGAUCUUGGCAGUGGACCAGAGUAUCCCUUAAGGACAGAAGCCAGAGAUCACCCAAAGCAGAGGCCUUGGCUGAGGUCAUCAGAAUCAGGCCGGGUCCCGGGACAGCCUGCAGGCAGACCUGUGUCACAAACCACCAAGUCAGCCUCGUAUCUGGCCACCAGUGGCACAGGCCACGCGGAGCCCACCUCAGGGGCAGCACUGCCCGUGCCAGGACUGUGACUUCCUGGUCUACCUGCGCCAGACAGAGACUCUACUUCACCGGACAUUCCUCUGCUCAACUAAGCAGACAAGAGUUGUCGAAGGAUCCUGACUGCGUCUCCUGCCACAAGACAGCCAGCGGGCUCCGGGCUGGGCCUUAGCCUGCCGGGUUGGGAGCUCACUGCAGGCUCCGUGUCUCCAGAGCAAGGACCAGGAGGCCCUGGGCUGUCCCAGGUCAGCCUGUCCCUACCAAACACAGUUACCCCUUCUGUGCUUUCCUUCCUGAGGACCAGCAAUGAGACAAGUGCCAUGCUAGGCAUUGAGGAUAGAGUCUGAACUACUCUUAAUGUCUUAAUGUCAACUAGGAUAGAGUUGACAUUAUGAUUCCUAUCUUCUGAUGAUCUUCCACUAAGUCAUUUUCAAAAGGGCACCUUUAAAUUGCUAAAUAGAGAAUUACCAUUACCAUAAAUGAUUGUUCCAUUUCUGCAUUAGCAUAUUAGUUGUAAAGGAAUUGUUUUACUAAUGAACCAAAACAAGUCAUUGAGUUAUAUAAAUUCACCUCCUGUGGGCACCUUGAGAUCCAGUGGAGGAGCAGCUUAUUCACCAGCCUAGAGGGGGCCAACAAUAUUGCUGCCUUCCCCAAACUGACUCAAUCCUGGGGCCUUGGGAGCCAAUAAAUGGCACCGAGCGCAGUGAUGGCCCACCACAGAUCAGAAACAUUCGGUUUUCUCCUGGAGGAAUCCCUCGGGCUUAAGGACAAUGGGGUGUUGGCCUUCCUCUCAAAACCUAAGACCCCUAUGAAAGAUUCGGCCCUGGUACUCUGCCAACCCCGUGGUGAGCACUUAAGCAGUUACUAGUAGAUGGGGGCUUCUGCAGCAGAGUAAAUGGCUUCAGAGGGGCAGAUCCAAGCUCCAGGCAAGAAGCAAUCUUGGCUCCAGAGAGGAGCCAGCGCACACCUAGGCCACUGGCACGGGGCCGCACAUGUGUUCCCUACUGGCACCUGCAGGGAAGGCUUUCGAGAGAUCUGGCAUUAGCGGUUGAGACUCCCAGCUCGGAAGUGCCUUGCAUAUGGGAGGUGCUCAGUGUUGGAGCAAGUACUGGGUGAAUUGUAUCUACUGAAACAAAGACCAGCGGCCUCAGCUUGUUUUAGCAUCAUUUCACAACCUUACUCCAUGUUUCAAAAGUCCACAAGUGUGAAAUUAUCUUUUUGUUUCUCAGAGCUUCCAAAAUGAUCACAAGUAAAAUGAUAAAAUAUUACUGGCUCUCAUUCCUGUUUAUCAUCUAAGCAUCAAAUAAAUUUUUGAAAUAAAUGUUUCUCCAGCACUUACGAGCUUGCCUGGCCCGAUCUCCGUGUGUUGGGGGAGGAGGGGCACAGUCUGAGCAGUACUCCUGAGUCGCUCAGGUCAGAGUCGCUCUGUGAAAUGGAAAAGGCACUUUUCUCAAAGUUUCUUUUAGAGAAGGAAGAAUCAGAUUUCAGGAGGUUGAAGCUCAUUUUAUUUCAGUAGGAAUUAAACACAAGACCCUAUAAAUGCGUCCAUGCAUCUAAUGCGAUGAUAUGAGGCGACGAGGUACGGGAGGGAACUCCAGAGGCCUUACAAUCUGUGCCGUUUGUAGGCAGCUCUGUCGAAUUUCUCCAUGCCUCGCUGCUCAUUCAUAAUAUAGGGUUAAUAAUAAUGCAUACCUCAUACCGCUGGAAGGAUUAGAGAAGAUGAUAAAAUU